Drosophila obscura is the source of this 580-nucleotide messenger RNA. RefSeq lists its product as uncharacterized. The transcript has a single exon. Bases 135 to 485 code for a protein of 116 amino acids. NCBI's taxonomy places the organism in Eukaryota, Metazoa, Arthropoda, Insecta, Diptera, Drosophilidae. The record is from RefSeq and is a predicted model, not a curated record.
AAGGUAUAUCACAUAGACCUCAAAUCACGUCACAGUUUAUUCACAUCCCUGAAACGAUAAUAUAAAGUCAAUAUUUCGCUUAUUGAAAAACAACUUUUUGGAUUAACUGAAAAUCAACUAAAUUAAGAAUUAAAAUGCCUUCGAGAGAAGCAGGAACAAUGCCGGUAGGCCUCGGGUGCCAUCUGGUAGACCAGAGGCGCACCGAACGCGAGCUGCUGGAGGAGGGAAAGGCUCUGGAGGAGCGUAUACACGAGAUCGAGACCCGCCUCAAGCUACUCGAAGGUCGCGAAGACGAACUACCCUGCACGAUCUGCACGGGACAGGUCUAUCAGCAGAGCACUGUUCGAGCUGUGCGCGAGGGGCUGUCCGCCAGGCUUAUAGCCCACGUGGACCUAUAUAGCACGACCCAUGGUCGGCUGAUGCGUCUGCAGCAGCAGAUACGUCGCGGGGAAUCGACUGGGAUCCACCGAUUUGGUUUUCGAUAAUUUAAGCCUGAAAGCCGGUAGAAAGAACCUUAAAGAAGAAUCUUUUGUUUUUGUAUUUUUCUUUGUUUCAACAAUUAAACGCAUUGCAACAAAAA